Messenger RNA from Brassica oleracea var. oleracea, 2131 nucleotides. RefSeq names its product U-box domain-containing protein 35. Gene Ontology annotation, molecular function: ATP binding; protein kinase activity. The transcript is spliced from 8 exons. Lineage: Eukaryota; Viridiplantae; Streptophyta; Magnoliopsida; Brassicales; Brassicaceae. Gene Ontology annotation, biological process: protein phosphorylation. The record is from RefSeq and is a predicted model, not a curated record. Bases 1 to 2073 code for a protein of 690 amino acids.
AUGGUAGGAAGCGAGAGAAGAGACGAAAGGGUUGUGGUUGCGAUUGAUCGAGGCAAAGGAAGCCAGGCUGCACUGAAAUGGGCUGUUGACAAUCUUGUAACCUCGGGAGAGAGUCUUACUCUUGUUCAUGUCAAACUCAAACAAGCUUUAGUUAUAACUGCCAACCCCAAUAAGUCUAGUGAUGACGUCAAGGAAUUGUUUCUUCCAUUCCGCUGCUUCUGCAACAGAAAAGACAUAAGAUGUGAAGAUGCCGUAUUGGAGGAUGUCGAUGCUGCUAAAGGAAUCAUAGGCUAUGUCAAAGAGAAUGCAAUUGAUAUUCUAGUACUCGGUGCAUCCAAGAUGACUCUGUUAAAACGGUUCAAAGCGGCAGAUGUUACCAGCACGGUGAUGAAAGGGGCAGCUAAUUUCUGCACGGUUUAUGCAAUCUCCGGAAGUAAAAUAUCGUCGGUAAGAUCAGCUACGUCUUCACCUCCCCCACUUUGCGCAAUACGUCCACAAAUAACAGCUCGGCCUAGCAACAACUCAAUGGGCCAACGUGAAACUCAGGACGAGAUCGAGAUCAAGUCUCAAAGAGGAUUUGACCAGGCCUCAGUGACAGACUCCGACAAAUCGUUUGUGAGUAGUGAUAGACCAAGCGUUGAUCUCAUGUUCCCAACGUCACGUCUCUCUAUUUACUCUGAGUUCGAAGAUAACCGAUGCAGCUUUGCCACGUCCUCAUGCUCAUCAGAGAAGCAGUCCGUAGACUUGGGUUCUUCAUAUUCGGCAUUCUCCCCAAGCUCUCAGGAAAGUGGGAGACUCUCCACGUGGUCACUCCAGGAUGAUGUACAAGCUGAGAUGAGAAGAUUGAAAAUGGAGCUCAGGUAUACAAUGGAAAUGUAUAGCACUGCCUGUAAAGAAGCAAUCACAGCCAAGAACAUGAGUAAACAGUUACACAAAUGGAGAGUAGAGAAGGAACGCAGGCUAGAAGAAGCAAGACAGGCCAAAGAAGCGGCAAUGGCAAUGGCGGAGAACGAGAAGGCAAAGACCAGAGCAGCAAUGGAAGCAAUAGCCACCGCCAACAGAAUAGCAGAAAUCGAAGCAAAGAAGAGAAAACAAAUCGAAACGGCGUCUCUUAGAAAAGCAGAGGAUAAGAACACUAGUGAUAGAAGGUAUAGGGAAUAUAGAAUCGAGGAGAUCGAAGAAGCAACAGAAAAUUUCUCAAUAAAUAACAAGAUCGGAGAAGGAGGUUACGGACCUGUUUACAAGGGCACAUUAGACUACACAAAAGUGGCUAUAAAAGUCUUGAGACCGGACGCGAGGCAAGGAAGAUCGCAGUUCCAGCAAGAGGUCGAAGUCCUAACCUCCAUAAGACAUCCGAACUUGGUUCUCUUGCUAGGAGCCUGCGCGGAGUACGGGUGUCUAGUCUACGAACACCUCGAAAACGGCAGCGUAGAAGACCUUCUCCUCAAGCGAGGAAACAACUCUCCCGUGCUGCUUACGUGGCAGCUACGGUUCCGCAUCGCAGCCGAAAUCGCCACUAGUCUCAACUUCCUCCACCAGAUGAAACCGGAGCCAGUCGUGCACCGGGACCUUAAACCGGCUAACGUGUUGCUCGACCAGCAUAUGGUCAGCAAGAUCGCCGACGUGGGUCUCGCUAGGCUUGUCCCUCCCUCGGUCUCUGAUGCCGUGACGCAGUAUAGAGUGACGUCAGCUGCUGGGACCUUGUGUUAUAUCGAUCCUGAGUACCAGCAGACGGGUAUGCUUGGGACCAAAUCAGACGUGUACUCGUUCGGGAUCACGCUUUUGCAGAUACUCACGGGGAAGCCACCGAUGAGCUUGACUCACCAGGUGCAAAAGGCGAUUGAAGGAGGGACGUUUGCUGAGAUGUUAGAUCCUGAUGUUCAUGACUGGCCACUCGAAGAGGCCUUGGUUUUGGCGAAAAUUGGUUUACGAUGCGCUGAGUUGAGGCGGAAAGACAGGCCUAACUUGGGGAAGGAUGUGUUGCCUGAGCUUAAGAGGCUCAUGGAUUUAGCUGAAGAAAGCAUGUCUUGGAUCAUUUCUUCUUAUGCCAGAGGAACUACAGUGUCCUCAUAAGAAACUACAGUAGUGUCCACCAUAUAGGCACUCCGGUUACAAGAUGUGCAGCUUCUCU